AGGACAUGACGCCACCAGGUCAAAGAGUAGACCCUUUUUGGCUUCCUGCAGGGUAAGUUCUUCUCAUUUAUCUUUGUUUUGGGCAUGAGCAUCUGGUACCAAGAACCUGGUGAUGUUUGUAGUAUGCAUAAAUUUGAUGGUGGGUCCAUUCACAGGAUGGACCCUAAUUCAAGUUACUUGCUGAAAAUCAGACUCACUGGUAAUCCUAAAAAGCGCCGGAAGGAGUUUUCAUGCUUUAAUAUCACCAAGGUUGUAGAUUCUGAUGUUUGCAAUUUCAAGGACCUUGUCGAAGAAAUUGUUGAUAAGUACCCCCAUGGAUACAAUGAGAUAGUUCAUGUUUUUUACUAUGAUAACGUUGAAAAAACAUUUCCACAAAUCACAACAGACCAAGAACUUCUUAAAAUGUUUAGCAAACAUGCUGACAGCAAGGUAGUGUGUAUGACCAUUACAUACACUGAGCCCACAGAUGAUGUCCCUAUCCCAAAGUGUUAUGCUGAUGAGGUUUUAGAUAUCCCAGACACACCUUCUAUGGCAUGUCCAUCUCUAGUGGUAGGUAGCCAGCUCACUGAACCUACAAGCCAAUCCACUAAACCUUGUACUAGCAAACCUUCCAUAGAUCAGGAUGGUGAUGAUGAUUAUUUGGCAAAUCCUGAACCACAUAAUGAACAUGUGGGUGUGGACGACGAAAUCCUAUAUUUGGCAAAUCUUGAACCAUAUAAUGAACAUGUGGGUGUGUCCAGAGCUCAUCAGAAUGUUAGUGAGGGCAGUGACUCUGAAUCUGGAUCUGAAUCUGAUGAAGAGUAUGAAGAAGAAGAUGGAUUAAUUGGAAAAGAUCCUCCGCCACCUAUGCCAAUUAUUUGUUAUGACAAACUUGACCCUCCAAUGAGUGUAGGAAGCAUAUAUCCCAACAUGCAAGCAUUUAAGUUGGCAUUAUCUCAGCAUGUUGUAAACCAUGAAUUUGAGUUUAACACUGAAAAGAGUGACCCAGGGCGAUUGAGGGCAUAUUGUUCAAGGAAAAGAGAAGAAGGGUGUAGAUGGAGGAUACAUGCUUCGACAAUGAAGGAUAAUGUGACGAUAAAGGUAAUUUAUGUGGUUUAGGAUAUCUAACAUUUUACUAUAAUUAGAUUGGAAAUUAUUUAAGCAACAAUUGUAUUUGUUGGAGUGUAUGCAGGUGAAGAAGAACCCACAUCGACAUGGUUGUUCUAGUUUAAGAAGAAGUAAAACUGUGAAGAAUGCAACUAAAUUUUGGGUCUGUGAAAUUGUGAAAGAUUGGAUCAUGGAGGAUGCAAGGUUGACAGCUAAAGAAUUGCAGAGGAGGAUAAAAGAUAAGCAUAAGGUAGAUGUGCCUUACAAAAGAGUGUACGAUGGUAUGCUUUUUGCCCAAACACAACUAUUUGGUAGCUGGGACAACAACUUUAAUAACUUAUAUAGGUUCAAAAAAGAGGUAGAAAGAUGUUGUCCUGGUAGUGUUGUAGUGAUUGAUAAUCAUAUGGUAAAUGAGAAGAUCCGGUUCAAUAGACUAUUCUUUGCUAUGAAACCAUGCAUAGAAGGUUUCCUUAGAGGGUGCAGACCAUACUUAGCAAUUGAUAGUACAUUUUUGACAGGGAGAUUUAGAGGACAACUAGCUUGUGCAAUAGCUGUAGAUGGGCAUAACUGGAUGUAUCCAGUUGUUGUUGGAGUGUUAGGCUCAGAAACAAAUGAAAAUUGGAGCUGGUUUAUGCAGAUGCUUAGAGAUGCUAUUGGAACACCAGAAGGGUUAGCUAUUUGCACUGAUGCUGGACAAGGAGUGAUGGCAGGGGUUAAGGAAGUGUUCCCAAAUGCAGAACAUAGAGAAUGCAUGUUACAUUUGGUCAUGAACUUCAAGAAAAGGUUUAGUGGAAAGAUAUUUGAUGAUCAUCUUUGGGCAGCCGCAUAUACAUGGAGCCCAUACUUGUUUGAGAAGCACUGGACGAUAAUGGAUGAAGCUAUGCCGGCAGCAAUGGCGUACAUAAGGCAAUACCAUACUAGGAUAUGGACAAGAAGCCAAUUUGGGACCCAUUGUAAAGUUGAUUAUGUGACCAACAAUUUGGCUGAUUGCUUUAACAAUUGGAUUAAGAAGUAUAAGGGCUUGAAUUUGGAUGACUUGCUUGAUAAUAUACGACAACUUAUUAUGAAGAAGUGGGAUGUUAGGAGGACAAUCUCAAGAAAGAUGGAAGGGGUUAUUCUACCACGAAUCAUUAAGGACUUGAAAGAACAAAGCUUUAACUUAGAUAUGGAUGUUCAGCGUAGUGGGGAUACACUUGGAGAGGUGUCUGUAAAGGGUGGCAGUGGCCGAUCAGCCCCGUACGUGCGUGUUGUCACCUCGUGGCCGGCGGUGGGCGGCGCGCGCGAGGAGAGUGGAACUGGUAGAAGCCUUUUCUGGUGGCUGCGCGCUGCCUGCGUUUGCAUCUGCAUGCAUGAUGCUUGCAAGCCGAAAGGCGGCCAGCUGCCCGAGCGAGCGUACGUGAUGGAACGAACGAAGCGGCAAUGCAGGGAGACGCGACGCGACGUGUGA
Zea mays is the source of this 2533-nucleotide messenger RNA. RefSeq lists its product as uncharacterized. The transcript is spliced from 3 exons. The record is from RefSeq and is a predicted model, not a curated record. The coding region runs from base 1166 to 2533 and encodes 455 amino acids. Gene Ontology annotation, biological process: DNA transposition. Gene Ontology annotation, molecular function: transposase activity; DNA binding. NCBI's taxonomy places the organism in Eukaryota, Viridiplantae, Streptophyta, Magnoliopsida, Poales, Poaceae.